Molecule: messenger RNA, 1653 nt
Organism: Fusarium venenatum
Lineage: Eukaryota; Fungi; Ascomycota; Sordariomycetes; Hypocreales; Nectriaceae
Product: general substrate transporter
Biological process (GO): carbohydrate transport; transmembrane transport
Cellular component (GO): membrane
Molecular function (GO): carbohydrate:proton symporter activity
Source: RefSeq, a predicted model, not a curated record
AUGGAGCGUGUUCCUGGUUUCAAUGUGGCCAACCACUUUGAGAAGCGUCAGCUUCUCAUUGCUAUCAACUGUGUUGCUGCUCUGUCCAUUUUCUUCUUUGGAUAUGACCAAGGAAUGAUGGGUGGUGUCAACAAUUCGAAACAUUACAUCGAUUUGAUGGGUUUUGGUUACGUCGACGAAGGAACUGGCGAACCUGUCGUCACCGACAGUCUGCUCCAAGGAGGAAUCGUCUCCGUUUACUAUCUGGGCACUCUCUUUGGCUGCCUCUUGGGUGGAUGGAUCGGAGACAAACUUGGAAGAAUCAAGACUAUCGCUGUUGGCUCUGUCUGGGCAAUCCUAGGUGCUGCGUUGCAAUGUUCAGCUCAGAACCACGACUGGAUGAUCUGCUCACGUUUUGUCAACGGUAUCGGCACAGGUAUUCUAAAUGCUAUUGUUCCUGUUUGGGCUACUGAGACAGCUGAGCAUACCUCCCGUGGACAGUUCAUAGCCAUAGAAUUCACUCUCAACAUCUUUGGAGUCGUUGUCGCGUACUGGCUCGAGUUUGGUCUUUCCUACAUCGACAACAAUGGCUCGCAGUUCGGUUGGCGGUUCCCGAUUGCCUUCCAGAUCCUCCCUCUCCUCGUUCUCUUGGGAUGUGUUUGGUUUUUCCCCGAAUCGCCUCGUUGGCUCGUCAAGGUUGGACGUGAUGACGAAGCUCAGUAUAUCCUCCAACGCCUUCGUGGGUCAAGUGAGUUUGAUCGUGCUCGCGCUCACGCUGAGUAUACCGACAUCAAGAAUAUCGUUCAGCUUGAGAACAAGGAAUCUUCCAAGAAUUCAUACUUCCACAUGUUCUUCGGUAUUGGGUCCGGUGAGCUGCACACUGGUAGACGUGUACAGCUUGUCAUCUGGCUACAAAUUAUGCAAGAAUGGGUAGGAAUUGCCGGGGUUACAGUUUACGCACCUACAAUCUUCCGUAUCGCAGGCUUCGACACAAAAAAGAGUCAAUGGAUAUCGGGUCUCAACAAUAUCUUCUACAUGUUCGCUACGUUGAUCUGUGUUUACACUCUGGAUCGCAUCGGCCGGAGAUGGACUCUUUACUGGGGUGCGGUAGGCCAGGGAAUCGCCAUGUUUCUAGCUGCUGCCUUUUCCAGACUUGGCCAAGAUGCCAGGGAUGCUGGAGACAUUGACAAGGCGAACUCUUACGGUGCUGCUGCCGCUUCCUUCGUCUUUAUCUUCACAUUCGUCUUUGGCGCUACAUGGCUGACAGUGCCCUGGCUAUACCCAGCUGAAAUCUUCCCGCUCCAAGUUCGGGCCAAAGGAAACGCGUUUGGUGUCUUUGGAUGGUCCAUCGGCAACGGUUGGCUGACGCUUCUUUGCCCCGUCAUGUUCUCUAAGAUCGGCGAGAACACACUUCACAUCUUUGGUGCAGCCAACCUGCUAGCCAUUCCCAUGGUGUGGGCUCUGUACCCCGAGAGUAACCAGCGCACUCUAGAGGAAAUGGAUCUGCUGUUUGCCGCUAAUACACCAUGGGUAUGGGAUGCCGAGAAGAAGUUCAAGGAGUUGAAAGAGCAACAGCCUGGACUCGUGACUGCCUCUGCACACAAUAGGGAUGUUAUGGACGUUGAGCCUGGUGUUAAGUCAGCUUCUGGAGACGAAGUGAACAUGAGCACAUGA